AUGGAUUUCGUUGUGGGACUCCCCAGGACUCAACAUGAGUUUGAUUCGAUCUUCAUAGUGGUUGAUCGAUUUUCAAAAAUGGAUACUCGUUUCCUCAGCCACUUCUGGCGCAGCUUAUGGCGCUCGAUGAAUACACGGUUGGACUUCAGCAGUGCAUAUUACUCUCAGACAAAUGGUCAAACAGAGGUUGUUAACAAUUCCUUGGGUGAUUUAUUACAUUGCCUGGUUGGUGAUCACAUCAAGUCUUGGGAUCGGAAGCUGUGUCAAGCAAAAUUUGCUCAUAAUCAUGCUAUUAACCGAAGUAUAGGUUUUAGUCUGUUCCAGGUGGUGUAUGGCCUUGUUCCUCGUGGUCCACUUGAUCUGGUUCCAGUUUCUACUUCUAUUAAAAUGCAUGGUAUGGCCGAAGACUUUAUUCAGCAAUUGCAGCAGGUUCACUCACAGGCUCAUGAUCAGUUGCAGGCUGCUAUCAUGAGUAUAAGCGUGCUGCAGAUCUUAAACGCCGACAUUUUGAAUUUGAGGUAG
This is a messenger RNA of Olea europaea var. sylvestris, 522 nucleotides long. RefSeq lists its product as uncharacterized. Gene Ontology annotation, molecular function: nucleic acid binding. The record is from RefSeq and is a predicted model, not a curated record. Bases 1 to 522 code for a protein of 173 amino acids. The transcript has 2 exons. Lineage: Eukaryota; Viridiplantae; Streptophyta; Magnoliopsida; Lamiales; Oleaceae.